AUGCUUUUUAGCGGAGUAUAUCGUAGCUCAUCAGAAGAGGUUCUUUCCGAUGGCGAAACAACAUCAUCAGUAACAUCAGACAUUACAUCAAGAACUUCAGCGAGCGAUACUUGGUAUGAUGUCAGAAGUGAUAUUGAACAACAACAACAACCAAUAACACAGUUCGAUCAUACCACAGAUGCUAACAUAAGAUUACAAACAAAUGAUUAUGAUGAUGAUAAUGAUCAAGAAUUAAUUAGAUCAAUCAAUGAUAUGUACAUCGACGAUGGUACUUUCGCAGAAGUAGAAAGUAUGACAAAUAUUGGAAAUGAUUUUCAUGAUAUUCCUAUUCAAGAUAACCAGCAACAACAAACACCAAACGAAUGGAUAAAUCCAUAUUGGGGUGUUAAUUGGUUACCGGCAACAACACUAACAGGACCAAUAAUUCAAGGAAAUAUAGAGAGUUCUAAUAUUCAACAUGCUUCAUCGAAACCUGGAAUACAACGACUCAUACCUGGUUCUAUUUUAAUUAAUGAUCGAGACGAAAUUGAAGAUUCAUUAUGGAAACAAGGAAAUUCAAGUGUUGAAUCUUUAACGUCAAGUAAUUCAUUUCAUCCCGGUGGAAAAUAUAUAUCAGAUGAAAGCGGUGGUCGAGGAGGUUUUCUUGCACCAACACAUGUUCAACAUCAUGCUGUAGUAACAUCGUCUGACUUAACCGAAUAUUCUACAGAUAAUUUUAGUUAUAAAGGAUCAAAUUCAUCGUCUGAUGAUAGUUUUCGAAUUGAGUCUGCAUUACAUCAAGAACAAACGUCAUCAGAACAAGACGGUUAUGAUGAUAAACAAUGGAACGAUUUAUAUUGGUUAGCAUCUGAUCAAGUACAUAAUAAACAUACUACAUAUACGGCAAUGAGUUCUGCUCCUUCUAUUCUUUCUAAAUUUAAACAGAAGGAGAAUUCAUUUCUACAAGAGGAUCCUGCUUUUCUUUUCCAAAAUACCCAAUCUGAAACAUUACCUAGCUCGAAUGAAAUAUUGUGGACAAAUGCUAAUUGGGAGACAAACGUUCUUGAAAAUCCAGCGUCAACAAUAGAUGAUACACGAUCAACAACACCAUCGAUUGAAUCUUGGAGAAAUGACGAAUAUCAAACACCAACAUUCGAAAAACAACGAAAUAAAAUAUGGGACAAUUCGAGUGGCAAAGAUAGUGAACCGGAAGAUUUGAUGUCUACUGAGCAAUCAGAUGAUUCGCAAGAAAUUUUGGAUUCGAAACACUAUCAAUCUCAAGCCAUAGCAUCCUCAAAGCACCAAGAUAAACCAUGGGUAAAUCCGUAUUGGAAAGACUACAAACCUCAUGCUGUCACAUCUUCGAAACAACAAGGCAAACCAUGGGUGAAUCCAUACUGGGGUGACAAUAAAACUUCAGCCGCGACUCAAUCAAAGAAACAAGAUAUACCAUGGCAAAAUCCCUAUUGGAAGAAUUGGAAACCAGGACCUUUGACAACAUCUCAACUAUAUCAGAAUGUACCUUUGGUAAAACCUAAUUGGCAAAAUAAUGCAUCACAAACUUCGACGAAAACUAAACCACAAGCUUUUGAAGUAACUAAACAACAAAAUAAACCAUGGGUGAAUCCAUACUGGGGUAGUAAUAAAACGCCAGCAUCGGUUCCAUCAAAGAAACCAAAUAUACCAUGGCAGAAUCCCUAUUGGAAAGAUUGGAAACCAAGAUCUUUCAACACAUCCCAACUACAUCAGAACGUACCUUUGAUAAAACCUAACUGGCAAAAUAAUGCAUCACAGACCUCGACAACUACUAAACCACAAACUUUUGAAGUAACCAAGCAACAAAAUAAACCAUGGGUGAAUCCAUACUGGGGUAAUAAUAAAACGCCAGCCUCGAUUCCAUCAAAGAAACAAGAUAUACCAUGGCAGAAUCCCUAUUGGAAAAAUUGGAAACCGGGAUCUUCCAACACAUUCCAACUAUAUCAGAACGUACCUUUGAUAAAACCUAACUGGCAAAAUAAUGCAUCACAGACUUCGACAACUACUAAACCUCAAAAUUUCGAAGUAACUAAACAACAAAAUAAACCAUGGGUGAAUCCAUACUGGGGUAAUAACAAAACGCCAGCCUCGAUUCCAUCAAAGAAACAAGAUAUACCAUGGCAGAAUCCCUAUUGGAAAGAUUGGAAACCAGGAUCUUUUAACACAUCCCAACUACAUCAGAACGUACCUUUGAUAAAGCCUAACUGGCAAAAUAAUGCAUCACAGACUUCGACAACUACUAAACCGCAAAAUUUCGAAGUAACUAAACAACAAAAUAAACCAUGGGUGAAUCCAUACUGGGGUAAUAACAAAACGCCAGCCUCGGUUCCAUCAAAGAAACAAGAUAUACCAUGGCAGAAUCCCUAUUGGAAAGAUUGGAAACCAGGAUCUUUGACAACAUCUCAAAAAAAUCAGAAUGGAAAUUUGAAAAAUCAUAACGGGCACAACAAUAUAUGGCAAACUUCGACGACUACUAAACAACAAAAUUUUGGAGAAACUAAGCAAAAAGAUAAACCGUGGGAGAAUCCCUAUUGGAAGAAUAAAAAUGUAUCAAGUGCUGGGCCCACAUGGAUAUCUAAUGCAUCAAGGAAAGGUACAUGUGGUAUGGUGUUACCUAAUGCAUAUAUAACAGACAAUGUAUCACCUCCUGAUCAUAGAGUUCCACCAAUUCCAUCAUUUUAUAAACGCAUCUUUCCUGUUAAUACACCACUAUCUUCAAUUCAACCGUCAACAACGACUAACGAGAAAAAAUUACAAUUUUCUAAAGAAUCUAUGCAUGUCACACCAUUCAGUAUUCCAAAUGAAACAUACAACAAUGACAUAAACGGUGGUAAUGAUUUUUUACCAUAUACAAUCGAUACUCAAGGAAUAGCACACUAUCGUUCAUUACCAUCAUCAUCUUCUAUUGCCAAAAAUAAAACAGUCCACUUCGGUACUUCUCCAUCAACUACUCAAAAUCCAGUCACAUCUAAAUAUAUAACUGAUGCUGUUCCAUUACAACGAAAAUAUACCACGACGCCAACAUCAUUUACAUCUAAUGUUACAUCACAACUUCCAAUAGCUAACACAGCUCCUUCUUCAUCUACAACUAACUCAGAUCUAUUGCAAUCUUUGGGUUUUCUAAAUUCUUCAUCAUAUUCACCAAACAAUGAUCCAUCAUCUACUAAGUCUGGAGCAGUUGUAAUCACUCUAGACGAACUGUAUGAUAUUCAAAAUGCUCUUCAUUUAUUGAAGACCAAUCCAAAUGCUAUACCUACUAUACAAACAUUUCAACAACAUGUACCAACAGUUUAUCCUAGUGAUGAAAAAGUACCUCAUCAACCAAUUACGUCUCUAUUUACAAAUAACAACGAUCAUCGCUUGAUUCAACAGCCACCAACAUCAUCAUCAUCAUCCGACCAUCAAAAUGAUCAAUUACGUUCUCUGUCUAAUGCCAAAUCUCAACAAUUACCAAUGGUGUCUUCAUCAAAGAAUUUUUCAAAUCCAAACGACAUUUUAAACAGAUUUAUUAAACCAGGAUCUAUCAACCAUUUGUAA
This is a messenger RNA of Rotaria sp. Silwood2, 3552 nucleotides long. The record is from the annotation of a GenBank genome assembly. NCBI's taxonomy places the organism in Eukaryota, Metazoa, Rotifera, Eurotatoria, Philodinida, Philodinidae.